AUGAAGAAGCAUAUUGGUUGUCAAAUUUUUGCAGAAAGCCGAUUUGGCUGAUGCUGGUGGAAAAUAGUGAUUUUUCUUCAUUUUAUAAUAUUUUAUUCAUUUUAUUUUGCCCUAGAAACCAGUACAUAGUGUAUUAGAAGCUGAAUUUCUUCAGUUAAAUGUAAAAUGGUGGAAACUGACGAUGCAGCGGAGCUUCUUUUCUUUGACACCUUUUCACAUGAAGUGGACACGGACAUCAAUCUCGAUCUUGUGCAGUUUCCAAAGCCAGUGUAUAUCACUCAAGUGCGCAUAAUACCAUUGGGAGCACGCGUGCAAGCCGACUUUCCCGGCGGUGUGCGCCUCGGUGCCACCAAUCCCUCAAAAUUUGAUAUUGAAUUUUUCGUCAAUGAUUUGGGCAUGCCGGGUGCCUCCACAUUUGAAAAUUUAGGUCAAUUAAAGUAUAAUCAAAACGAUUGCAUUCAUCUAGAAUGUACACAAGAGAAAAUACCCACUGAUGGUUUGGUAUUACGUGGCUGGUAUAGCACAAUUACUUUGGCAGUGUAUGGUAUACUAACCAAUUCGAUGACUGAACCAAUUGCAAGCCCACCACCGCUACCUUGCGAACCAGCUGGUCCUGAAGAGAUUUGCAAUUUAAGUGGCAGUGGUGAAACGCGUGAACCAAGCUUGCUGGAGGAGACAAGCAAAGACGAAUGGAAGGAACCUUUACCGAGUGAGGUGCCAUCUGUACAUAAAGCGAAUCUUAGCGAUUUUGAGCGGGAUGAGUUGGAGUAUGCCGGUGGGCGGAAUGACCACUACCAACAAUCCGGAGAUGAACGUGAACGUGGCAUGCGAAAGACUUCGCAUUCUUCGGAGCGCUCUUUACCUUCGCGUAAUCGCACCCACUCGGAGAGUAAUGAAAGAGAAUAUUUGCGCUCACGUGGUGAACGUGAUCGUGAGAAAAUCUCGCGGGACUGGUCACGCAGCCCUGAUUACUCGCAUCGUUCGCGUCGCAAACGUUCGGAGCGUUCACGUUCAGACGCCGAGGAGUCACAUAAAUGGCCGCCACGCACGCCACCUGUAUCGAUCGACUCGCCAACACGUCCUCGGUCUCCUGACAAUAUGGAGUAUUCGGAAGACGAUGUGCAUUAUAAACUUAAAAAGCGUAGUUACAUGCGUUCCGAUGAGUCUUUGACUAACGGUGCACCGGAUACACAAACUAUAGACGAUGACGAAACCCCCGGCACGCCUGGUGAACAAUAUGAACCCAUACUCAGCGAUGAUGAGAUUAUUGGCGAUGACGAUUCCAAUGCUGCAAUUGAACAAACCUUGGGCAACGAGCUCGAAGCAGACAUGGUAGCGGCAGCUGCUGCGGCUGGUCCCGCCAUAAUCGAAUUCGAUCCAUUUACUAUGCCAAUUUGUCGUUAUAAUAGCGAAAUGCAAGCAUUGUAUCGUAAGGACCUGGAAACGUUGGCAGCUAUUAUGCGAAAAUAUGAACUGCAAACGAAAUGUACCAGCCUAGAGGCUUUCAAUGAUGCGGCCACUACCGUUGAAGAGCGUGAGAAUUUUGUCUAUUUGAGCGAGCAGCUUAUCAAUCAGUUAUCUUACAUAUCGCAACAAUUCAAGCGGCGCAAUUUUGUGCUUCAACAAUUUUAUAAAAGCGAACCGGGUCACUUGGCAAAAUCAUUUAACAUACUGAAAAUUGCUUUAGAAUUCGAGUCGGCUUGUCUGCAACAGCAGCCAGCUUUCAAAAUACGUCAUAUAAAAGUAGGCGCUCGCCUCGCCGAACUUUUAGCCUCAGCUCCACAAUUUAUGGACUACCUAUUGAACACACAAAAAUUCGAUCCUUUCACAGCUCUCUUCAAACUGUACAAAGAAAACUAUAUGGCGGUAUCGAUCAAGCUUAUGCUGCUCAAGGCAGUUUACGCCUUGCUAGAUACCAAAGAAGGCAUACGUUACUUCCUUGUAGGCGGCGAAACAAACGGCUAUCAGUUGCUGCUGAAUAUUUUGCAGCAGUCGCAUUUGACUCGCACCAAAUUCGCAUUGCAAUCGAUUGUAAAGAAGUUGCACUUGAACGAGGCGCUGGAAUGUGUGCGGGAAAGCUGCAGCAAAUUAUUCAUACUGACCAAUUAUACUACUGGCACAGCACCUGAACAGUAUGCUGCCAUCGAGCAAUCUAUCGAGCAAAUUAUGGAUUCUUUAGUGGACAAUUCGUUGUCCUAUCAGCAACCGAAACGAUUUCUACCAGUCUCAAAGAAGUUCGAAAUUGCUGUGGAUACCGCAGCACAACGCGGCUUCGCCAAUGCACUACAGUCCUACUUUGUGCAACAUACGCUAGGUGAAUCCCUGCUUCUGCUGCUGAUCAAUGCCAAUGAGGUGCCAUCGUCGUUGCUAUUGCGUGUCCUAGAUUUGUUACAAACUUUGUUGCAGACGCAUGUGGGUGUGGAUUAUUUUGUAGAUGAUUGUUUUGAAACGACGCAGUUGUUGGUAGCUGCACUGCUGGGCAUAGAGGAAGUGCCCGAAGAUGUGACGCCUACAGAGGAACAGGACUACAAAUUGAAUGUGAAAGUUGCUGACGAUACGUCCGCCCAACCCAAAAUAGAAGCUGAGAGUUUAGAAAAUGCUGUUAAGAAGACUGAAAGCGAAACCACAGCCGACACUACCAUAGACGCUCAGCCGAAAGCUAAAGAAUCAAAAGAGGAUGAAAAAGAGUUGCAGAACUCUGAACACUCAAAGGAAUCCACACCAGCAAGCACUGAAGCAAAAGCACAACCGCUUCGGAAACCCUUACUGGAUCGCCUACAACAACUCGGCUCUGAGCUGGCGCACAAAGUGCAGACACGCUACCAUUUGGAUGCUAUUAUGCAUCUGACACGCGCCGAAAACUAUGACAUCAUCCGGCUUGCUACACAUUUGCACGCACUGUACUCACAGACCUGUAACACAGCUGGACGACAACAUACGGUCGAAGUGAUAGGCAUGAACAACAAUAUGCAGUUCUUAAUGGAUCUCAUACAGAAGGAACAGCAUUUACAAGCGCAACGACAAGUCGCCUCACCGGGUGCCAAAUACAAAAGUCCUGUGCUUAGUUAUGCUGUGGACAUGGUGGAUUGCUGCGUGCGCCACUGCGAGCAGUUGGACUAUCUGAUUGAGCACGGCGCCAGCAUACUCGAAUUGGCAAAGAAUCAUGAAAAUUUUGAGCCUUCAGUAUCGGCUGUGUUGCAAGAGAUGUUUGUAUACUUGAAACCUUUGGAAUCCUUAAAUAUUUUCGCAUACGACAACAUUACACCACUAGUUGAGGUAAUAACGCGUUCGCUGGAGUAUAUAACCACCUUUCCUGGCGAUUUGAUUAUGGGUUUGCGUAUCUUGCGUCACCUAGCCAUUGGCCCCACCUGCAAAGCAUUCCGCAGUUCCAAUACAGAGCAGCUGAAAUAUAGAUUUGUGACGCUGCAGUUCUAUGCCGCUGAUGGUGUGCAAACUAUUGUGCAAAUACUUGAGAAAUUAUGUUCAUAUUUUGAACAACCGGGCCUACACACACCGGCUCUGGUGACUCUGCAGGGCCUACAUUGCUGUCAGAUAAUAUUACCGGCUUUGCAAGUGCUGCGCGCUAUGCUUUCUUAUGCAAUACAAUGUCGAGAUGUGGAAUUUAAGGACUUGACUGCCAUCGAUCAUCUAAUGAAAGCAUAUUUCCUGUUGCAUUAUUUUCCGUCUUCCAGUCAUGCGGCGCUUGAAAUAGCACAAGCCAAGCAGGAAAUCAUACAGAUAUUGCUGGCAUAUACGCAGCCCAACGAACAGGACGAGGAAUCGCUGCAUAAAUCAUUGUGGACGCAAAUGAUUAGAGAAAUAUUAAAGAACAUUGACGGUCCGGCUACAUUCAUACCAGGCUUGCAUGUGCUCGCCGAAUUGCUGCCGCUACCAUUACCCAUACCAUUGCCCGCCGAUUCGCAGCUACCCGAAACUCAAACUCAGCGCUUGAUUACCGAGCGGAAGCUUUGGUCAGCACAUUUGCAUCCGCAGAGCGCACAAAUCGCCAAACUUAUUGAAACCAUUGCACCUUCCACUUUUCCGCCUCUGGUGGAUCUAAUGACAAAAGUGUGCCUACAACUUGCUGACUUGGCUCCCAACAUGACGCUACUCAUUUCAAAAACUCUUAGCGAUUUAUUGUGCGCCGAAUGGCAUUCAGCUUCUGCCACGCCCAGUGCACAAUUAGCGCGCUUGUUGAACUUCUUCGCGCGUUUAACGCCUUUCGCCGCUUUGAAGAUUUCCGCGAUGUCCAUACUCAGCGGGAAGUUGUGGGAACUCUUCCAAUUGGUGCUCUGUUAUGCUGGGCCUGCGUCAGAGGUUGUGCAAAAGUGCCAAUUGGCCAUACAGCAUAUUUUAAAGAAUUUUAUAGACGCGGGAAUAUCGUUCGUUUCACCAAAAUCCACAGCAACGCCAGAAUUGAAUUUGGCCGCUGCAUUGCCGGCGAAGGAGUUGUUGCCGCGCAUUGUUGAAGCUAUACUAACAAACCUGUUCAAUAGUGAUGCACAGCAGGAGAUGUGCGAGUUGGCGUUGAAUAACUUGAACCUUUUAACAGAACUUGACAUAACGCUAUUUCAUUUGACGCAGCAGCUCAAACAGAGACGUGCUGAAUUCCAACAAUGGCUCGAAAAGUUCCUUAAUUACGCUGAAUCAGAGCGGGCGCGCUUACCCUCCAUUGAGUUUCUUAUAGCUUUUCUACACUCGCUGACGCAUAUUGCUGAAUACUUGCAGCAACAGCAAGCUAUACCCAUACGUACCAUUAAAUGGAGUGCCUCGCAGCUGUCUAACUUGCUAGGUUUUCAAAAGAACGCGAAGCCCCAUCUAAUUCAACGCUUGAGUGCCGCGCACACAAAAUGUAAGGAAAAAGCGCCCACACAAAUUAAGGUAGAGGAUGACAGUACUUCCGCUAAUAAAUUGUUGCCUGAUGUUACCACACUGUUGGAAUCCAUUGAUAGCGCUGCGUCAGCCGAAAAUGAUGAAGAAGCUGCGAAUGUUGCGGAACCAACACUUCCGCAAAGUGAGGGCAUUGUCAUGCAAUUUGUUGCACGCCCCAUUUUCGUUGAAUUUUACGAUUCAGCGGAUGAAACGCAGCUGCAGGCGCGCUACUGGUUGCAAGCUGCCUGUGUAGACUACGAUGAAUGCAAGUACGAACGCGUCGCUUGCGACUUAACCGAGUUGGCUGCAGAAUGCUUGUCCCCCGAGACGAAUCUCACAUCAGAUUGCAAGCGCGUUCUACAUUUGUCUGCUUCACCGCAAUCGAAUCGCGAGCGCACGCCCACAGCGCCAUGCUUCCGCACGCGCCGUGUUGAGGUGGAGCCGAGCACUGGACGACCAGAAAAGAAAAUCUAUAUCACGCCCGUGCGCGGUCGUGGUUUUGCGCGCGCGCCCCCGUCACGCGGUGAUCUCUUCCGCUCACGUCCACCGAAUACAUCGCGUCCGCCAUCAUUGCAUGUGGAUGAUUUUCUUGCAUUAGAGACUUGCGGCGCGCAACCUACUGGCCCAACGGGCUACAAUAAAAUACCUCCUAUUAUGCGUGGUUCACGUGUAGGGCGCAAUCGUGGUACACGUAUUUCGACGGCAGCGGCAUUUCGCAAAUCCAAAGUUAUGCGCACGUCUUCGCCCUCAACUUGGGCAGACGGUGGGUCGCCGCAUUAUCGCAGCGCCACCACCGAACCACACUUUGGCGAAACGCAUUACUCGGGCAAUUCGCAUUUCGGUGGACGCUCACGUGGUCGUGGCGGCCGCCCGCGACCCUAUCUACGCUAGGAUUUAAGCAAAACUAAACAAAAUGGACAUAAUUUAAGUUAACUUAACUUUUUUAUUAAAAAUAUAAAAGUACAUUUAAACACACAUAAGUAAACGUGAA
Rhagoletis pomonella (apple maggot) is the source of this 5863-nucleotide messenger RNA. Its product is annotated as protein virilizer-like. Lineage: Eukaryota; Metazoa; Arthropoda; Insecta; Diptera; Tephritidae. The record is from RefSeq and is a predicted model, not a curated record. The transcript has 7 exons. Bases 166 to 5763 code for a protein of 1865 amino acids. Gene Ontology annotation, molecular function: RNA binding. Gene Ontology annotation, cellular component: RNA N6-methyladenosine methyltransferase complex.